Molecule: messenger RNA, 1999 nt
Organism: Ipomoea nil (Japanese morning glory)
Lineage: Eukaryota; Viridiplantae; Streptophyta; Magnoliopsida; Solanales; Convolvulaceae
Product: LEC14B protein
Exons: 10
Coding region: 294-1760 (488 amino acids)
Biological process (GO): proteasome-mediated ubiquitin-dependent protein catabolic process
Cellular component (GO): Cul4-RING E3 ubiquitin ligase complex
Molecular function (GO): protein binding
Source: RefSeq, a predicted model, not a curated record
UAAAGUGCAUUCCAAUUCUUGGUCUGUAGCCAAGCUGCUAUUUUGGGUUUCUUUUUAAUUUUUGUUGUUAUCAGACACAACUAAUCCUUAAAAACUGGAAGGAUCUUGAAUUGCUAUGAAUUCUUUUGAUGAACCGAUUAUCUAUACUGUUGUGUAUAUAUGGCUGCAGAAUUUUGGGAGUUGAACCGAUUUUGGUUUAGUGUUGUGAGAACUGAAUUGGGGAUGAAUGAGAAGUUUUCAGCUGCAUUUUGUAUGUUGGGUGGAUAAAUUUUGGGUGUGGGGCUUUGCUUGAAAUGUACUUUGUAUAUCCCGAGACUUCGGUUGAGGAAAUGGGGUUUGCUCUGAGUAGAUUGGAAAUAGAUUCUGGACUGUUCGAUGGCUCAAGUCAUGGUAAUUCUGAGGUUGCGAAGAUGGCUCAGCAUGACGGGCAUUUACAUUGUUUGGACCAUGAAAUUGCUCAGCUCACGAGGCUUAGAUCCAAACCUAAUGAAAACUUGAGCAAGGUGUUAGGUGUGAAGAAGGAUGUUCCCGUUUCGAUUGUCAAGAUGCUAGUUGGCAGAGAAGCAAAUUACUCGGGGAGAGGAAGUUUCUCGUCGGCUGAUCGUUGUCAUGUUUUAAGUAGGUAUCUGCCUGUAAAUGAUCCUUGCGUUGUAGACCAGAUGCCAACGAGGGCUUAUGUAUCGCAGUUUUCUACUGAUGGCUCUCUAUUCAUAGCUGCAUUUCAGGGAAGCCACAUUCGAAUAUAUAACGUAGAAAAAGGCUGGAAAAUCCAGAAGGAUAUUCAGGCCCAAAGCUUGAGAUGGACAGUUACCGACACAUCUCUUUCACCAGAUCACCGGCAUCUUGUCUAUGCUACGAUGUCACCCAUUGUUCACGUUGUAAAUGUUGGAUCUGGUACCACCGAAUCGGUUGCAAACGUCACUGAGAUCCAUGAAGGUUUGGACUUUUCCUCUGAUGACGAUAACGGCUAUUCUUUUGGAAUCUUUUCCGUAAAGCACUCCACUGAUGGUCGGGAAGUUGUAGCUGGGAGCAGUGAUGAUGCGAUUUAUGUUUACGAUCUUGAAGCAAAUAAACUUUCCCUUAGGGUUUCUGCACAUGGGUCCGAUGUCAACACCGUUUGUUUCGCUGAUGAAAGUGGUAACCUUAUUUAUUCUGGGAGUGACGACAAUCUCUGUAAGGUUUGGGACCGACGUUGCAUUAGAACCCAAGGUAAAUCGGAAGGAGUGCUUAUGGGACACCUUGAGGGUAUUACUUGUGUUGACAGCCGGAGAGAUGGCCGCUAUCUCAUAUCAAAUGGUAAAGAUCAAGCAAUCAAGCUUUGGGAUAUCCGCAAAAUGUCCUCCAACUCUACUUGCACGGGUGGGUGGUAUAGGAAUUACGAAUGGGAUUACAGAUGGAUGGACUACCCUCCUCAGGCGAGAUACCUGAAGCACCCCGGUGAUCAAUCGGUGGCUACUUAUAAGGGCCAUGCAGUAUUGCGUACUCUGAUUCGCUGUUACUUCUCCCCGGCAUAUAGCACGGGCCAGAAGUAUAUUUACACCGGAUCUCAUGACAAGUGCGUUUAUGUCUAUGACUUGGUGAGCGGUGCCCAAGUGGCGAAACUGAAGCACCAUAGAUCGACUGUAAGAGAUUGCAGCUGGCACCCGCAUUAUCCAAUGCUCGUUAGCUCUUCGUGGGAUGGGGAUGUCGUGAAAUGGGAAUUUGCAGAGAAUGGAGAGGCGCCAACUCCUGCAGAACGAGAGCAGCCUCGAAGAAGAUGAUCCCCAAGAUGACAAUAGCAGCCAUGUUCUGCUGUACUGUUACUGCUGCAUUCAUGAAAACUGCAACGUUCAUAUGAAUUCGCAAGUUUUAGCUUAUGAAAUAAAGUGAUUUGUGAAUAUUUUGGACUGUAAAUAUGAUGAUUCAUGGGGGAUUAUAGACACCAUAUAUAUGCACAGAUUGAAACCGAACCCACUCGGGUUUUCUUAGUGCUUGUUUGACCAACAACUUACAUACUUCU